GGCUUUGCCUUGCUCUGGGCUGGGCUGGCGCUGGCUGAACUGGUCCCCACUUUCAGUAAAUGCAGACGCUAUUUCUACAGAGGAAUUGAGCCCCAAGGGUUUGACACUACAAACAGAGCUAACAUUUGCCAGAAAUAUGGAGAAACAUCAUUUUGCAACCUUUUACGAUGAGAGAAGCCGAAUCCCGGUCUGGUCAGCUUACACUAUAGAUGAAGGAAAUUGCACAGAUACAGCCUCAGAAACAUGGAAGGUGGAGCUGCAGCUGGCUGGUUUGUCAGAGGCAAAUAUGGAGAUGGAAGGAAAACUGCUUCAAGACAUGAAACAGAAAAACCGGAAAGAAAACCAAUCCAUCAAAGAAAAACUGAAAGAAAAGCAAGCCAUCAAUGAAGAUUAUGAGAGAACACACUAUGACCGGGGACACCUGAACCCAAACUCCUUCCAGUGUGGUCAAGGCCGAAUAGCCACCUUCACACUCACCAAUGCGGUCCCCAUGAACCCCUGCUUCAAUUGGUAUGAGCUAGAACGAAAUCUCAAGACGCAGUUAACAAACAGCUGUGAGAAAAAUCAGAAAGGGAAACCCUUUCUAGAGACUGGAGCAGUGCCCAAUGAAAAAUAUAAAAUCCCCAUUAAGAAGGAUGACAAACAAAGGAACAUCAACUGAGAUGCAGAGAGGGUGGUGGUGCCCAGCCACAUCUGAACAGCCAUUUGCUGUGAGCACUCAGACAAUAACAAGAAAUUCUCCUUCGCCUUCCUGGGAAUGAACAGGCCAAAUAGCAUCCUGGAGCCCAUGAAAGUGACACAGCUGAACAAAGAGCUAAUGGGGCUGUAUGGGAAUCCAUCAGAGCAGCCAAUCAAGAUUUUUAAUGAUGACUGUAAUGAAGAAGGCACAAAGUCACAUUACGUUUUAUUGGAAAUAACCAAACAGUUGCACGACACCAGCUAGACUCUGGGUUUCCCUUCUCACCCAUUUCCAGAAUCAUGGCCCAGUUUCAGGUAGUUUCAGGUGUUCUUACAAGGAGAGAUAUUCAAAGACAUGAUAAUACAUGUUUAUUAACUACAGAAAGAGAGAUUUUAAGUGAUUACAAGUAUGAGGCGUAAAAGCCAGAAUUGGUUACAAAGAAAUAAAAGGUAAAGUGCAAACUAACACCAAACUUAACAAACUAAGUGAACUUGAUGGUUCUCACCACAUGCUCACAGCAGUCUGGAUGGACCUUCAGCCAGGACCACUCCCCCAGUUCAGUGAUGCUUCGUUUGUUCUUCAGAUGUUGUUGAUGCUGCGAGUAGAGACGUGGGGACAGAGGUGAUUUGUGUCCUCUGUUGCUCAUUUUUAUAUCUUUUCCUCCUCUGAGAAUCAUCCCCAGCUGGAAUUCAGAUGACAGCCAGUCUGUUUAUACAGGAACCUCCAACUAAGGCCUGGUCUACACUAGGACUUUAAUUUGAAUUUAGCAGCGUUAAUUCGAAUUAACCGUGCACCCGUCCACACCACGAAGCCAUUUAAUUCGACAUAGAGGGCU
Messenger RNA from Mauremys mutica (yellowpond turtle), 1514 nucleotides. Its product is annotated as endonuclease domain-containing 1 protein-like. The transcript is spliced from 2 exons. Gene Ontology annotation, molecular function: nucleic acid binding; hydrolase activity; metal ion binding. The record is from RefSeq and is a predicted model, not a curated record. NCBI's taxonomy places the organism in Eukaryota, Metazoa, Chordata, Testudines, Geoemydidae. The coding region runs from base 137 to 661 and encodes 174 amino acids.